Argentina anserina (silverweed cinquefoil) is the source of this 1433-nucleotide messenger RNA. RefSeq lists its product as uncharacterized. The coding region runs from base 92 to 1219 and encodes 375 amino acids. The record is from RefSeq and is a predicted model, not a curated record. The transcript is spliced from 8 exons. NCBI's taxonomy places the organism in Eukaryota, Viridiplantae, Streptophyta, Magnoliopsida, Rosales, Rosaceae.
CCCAGUGUCUAUAUAUAGUUAAAACACUUGAGGCACUGAAAUCCACCGAGGAGUCAUAGCCGGAAAAAAUCCCCAGAGGGGCCCGCAAAACAUGGGAGCAGAAGCCAUCUUGUUCACCACCACCACCAACUCCAACAGCGGCGAGGCUCCUCUGGUCCUCGGACUUCAAGCCGCCGCCCUCGUCGACCACGUGGCACGCGUGGACUGGUCCUUGCUCGACCAACUCCCCGGCGAGCGCGGUGGCUCCAUCCCAGUUCAAUUUGAAGAGCUUGAGCAUAUAUUGAGAGAGGUGAAGACCCAUGUUAUAUCAUCCCCUGAUGAAUCUUUGGAUUCUUUGCCAAUGAAAACCAUGGCGGGUGGGAGUGUGGCCAAUACUAUUAGAGGGUUGAGUGCAGGGUUUGGAAUCUCUAGUGGGAUUAUUGGUGCAUGUGGGGAUGAUGAGCAAGGGCGGCUGUUUGUUAGUAACAUGAGCUCUCAUGCUGUGAACCUUGAGAGGUUGAGGAUGAAGAAGGGACAUACAGCUCAGUGUGUUUGCUUGGUUGAUGCGUCUGGUAAUCGGACAAUGCGUCCAUGUCUCUCUAGUGCUGUGAAACUUCAUCCAAAGGAGGAUGGCUUAACAAGAGCGGAUUUUAAAGGAUGUAAGUGGUUGCUGCUGAGGUAUGGCAUAAUUUACAUAGAAGUGAUCCAGGCAGCUAUACAGGUUGCCAAGCAAGAGGGUCUACUUGUAUCAUUGGAUUUGGCCAGCUUUGAGAUGGUUCGCAACUAUAAAUCACCUCUUCUUCAGUUGCUGGAGUCAGGUAAUAUAGACCUCUGCUUUGCUAAUGAAGAUGAAGCAACAGAGCUGAUAAGAGGUUGUAAUGGUGAACAAGAUGCUGACCCCGAGGCUGCACUCGAAUAUUUGGGGAAACACUGCCAGUGGGCAGUGGUGACAUUAGGCAGUAAUGGAUGCAUCGCAAAGCACGGAAAAGAGAUUGCGAGGGUUCCAGCCAUUGGGACAGCCAAUGCAGUAGAUGCCACAGGAGCAGGCGACUUGUUUGCCGGUGGGUUUUUGUACGGAUUGGUGAAGGGAUUGUCUCUAGAGGAAUGCUGCAAAGUUGGCUCAUGCAGUGGGGGAACUGUUAUUCGUUCUCUUGGCGGUGAGGUGCCACCUGAGAAUUGGCAAUGGAUGUACAAGCAAAUGCAGAUCAAAGGCCUCCCUCUUCCGGACAUCCAACUAUAAAUCUUUUUUAAAGGAAAUUGUUUUUGAGACCACGGUUGCUAGAAAUAUCAUAUCAAAGCAUUUCGGGGACUGGUUCAACAGAUUCUAGACCAGGCUCCGGCAGAUUUAUAGUUGGGAGGCACUGUGAUUCUCGGAAUAGCUUCCCUUUUUAUUGUAUGCUGCAAUUCUGUUUGUUUUACAAGUAUUGGUUAAUGCAAAAUUCUAAUUAUUCUCA